Molecule: messenger RNA, 3226 nt
Organism: Anopheles aquasalis
Lineage: Eukaryota; Metazoa; Arthropoda; Insecta; Diptera; Culicidae
Gene: l(2)dtl
Product: WD40 domain-containing protein denticleless
Biological process (GO): proteasome-mediated ubiquitin-dependent protein catabolic process; mitotic G2 DNA damage checkpoint signaling
Cellular component (GO): nucleus
Molecular function (GO): protein-macromolecule adaptor activity; protein binding
Source: RefSeq, a predicted model, not a curated record
GGCUGGUCUGCCUAAAAAACCGCCUAAAAUUUACCCGCUUUUCCUCGCGGCAUCGGGCGCGAAAGCAGUUCCUGGAAUGUGCCAAAGAGUUUCCGCCUAAGUUCCGCCUUUGCUCUGUGUGUUUUUUUCCUAAAGCAUCGUGCCUCUGCCCGCUGAAUGCCGUAGAUUAUGAAUUCCCUCACCAACUUAUUACGCCGCGAAUCCGGAUACGGAUUCGUUCAGCAGUACGAUGCUGCGCUUCUGCGGCUGUUGGUCCGGGAACGGGACAGCUGGAAGGGCAUAACACCGUCCACGUUCACCGCCGACUUUAACCCAUCGCCACCGAUCCUGGCGGCCAAGUUUGCCAAGUGUGCCGGCUACGAGCAUGUGCUAGCGAUUGCCAACGAGGACGGCAAGCUGGCGAUACAGAACACGAACGAAGGGAACGAAGAACCGGGCGGUGAGCGGUCGCUCGAUGGCGUACAGUGUCACUACAAUGCCGUGUUCGACAUCGAGUGGAUGCCAGGGGAGAUGAAGAUCGUGACCGCUUCCGGCGAUCAUACGGCUCAGCUGUGGUCGGUAACGGAAUCGGAUCUCGUCAGUACGCAAGCAUUCCGUGGCCAUUCCCGAUCGGUAAAGACGGCCGCCUUUCGUCGCGAUGAUCCGGCCAUAUUCGCUACCGGGGGACGUGAUGGAGCCAUCCUAAUCUGGGACAUCCGAGCACAGCUCGGUUCAAAUCUGUUGCCACGGGCGGACAACUGUAUCUACAGUGGACAUGCCGGUGGUCCCGGAACGCCGGCAUCUCAUCGGAAGCGUACAAGACAGACACCGAAGAUACCGGCACAGGGUUGUAGCAGCAGCAUCACGGGGCUAGUGUUCCAGGAUAGCAAUACACUGAUCUCGUGUGGUGCCGGUGAUGGAGUGAUCAAAGUGUGGGACACCCGGCGUCACUAUACCAGCCAUCAGCGAGAUCCUCUGCCCAAGCAUAGCUUCCCGUACGCCGGGACGACAACGUUGAAAGGCUUCACGAAUCUAGUGAUCGAUGAGGCACGCCAUCGGCUGUACGUGAACUGUAUGGACAAUCACAUCUACUGCUACAAUGUGUCCACGUACGAAGCGCAACCACUGCAGCGGUAUGGGGGCUUCAAGAAUGGUACGUUCUACGUGAAGGCAGCCCUUAGCCCCGACGGACAGUAUCUGAUCAGUGGAUCAAGCGACGAACGAAGCUACGUCUGGAACGUGGACCAUCCGAAUCCGCUGCUACAGUUACGUGGCCACGCAGCGGAAGUAACAAGCGUGGCGUGGAUGCAAAGCCGUCGCAAGGUACGCCUCGUAACGUGUAGUGACGAUGCGCGACACAAGAUCUGGCGCCUCGGACCGGAAGAGCUGGACUCGGAUGAAAGACAGCAAUUGCGUGGUACAACCGAGUACUGCAGUUCCUAUCGCCAACAGCCACACAGUCCACGGGCUGCCGCUCGACCAAAGGCACUCGAGUUUACACCACGAUCGCUGAAACGAAAUGUGCAACGGAACGAAACGACACCAAGCACACUGGAGGGUGUCAGCCGAACGCCAACCAACGCUGGAAGUGCGCUGGCUGGCAGCAGCAGCAGUACGACAGGAGCCAGUACAGGCAUUGCCACUAGCGGCUGUAACAAACGAUCGUACCAGAUGAUGGCACAGAGUGAAGAUCUUUGUGCACCCGGUGCGGAAGACACUGGUCCGCCUGUGUCGUUGUGUCCCCCCGUGAAGCGACCGUAUCGAAGUGAAGAAUGCCGUGGACGACGGCUGUUUAGUCCGGCAAACUGUAAAUCUUCCUUCAGCUUUACCGCGCUCGAGAUUGCCUCCAGUUCCUCCUCAUCCCGUAGCCUUAACGUUAUUCUGGAGGCAAGUGAAGAGCAACAGACAACGAUUGGUAGCCGAUCACCGUGUAAAUCUCCUCUCGCAACCGCCGAUCUCAACGUACGAUCACUCAACACCGCUACCACCAGUGCCGUUAACCUUCGUUCAAUGCUCUGCUCCUCGCCCACGACAUCGUUACUCAAUCUGACGCUACCGAAUUUUGUGAUCGACGGUGAAGCUCCACAUCUCGUGAACGUGAUCGCCAGUGGUGGUGGUUCGGGUGCACCAGGAUCACUUAAAGAUGGCACUGCAGGGGGAGGUCCUGGAGCGGGAACCGGUAACGGUACCGGUGCAUCGGUUGGAAUGAUGAUGAAGCACAAACUAAAGGAAAACAUCGAUUGGCUGACAAAGAUCCGCAAACAGAAGCUACUGCAAGCGGCCAAAACCAUCAUCAGCGAUGGUGGUGGUGGUGGUGCUGGCGGUGAGGGAAGAUCACUGGUUGACGGUGUGGAAGACACGGUAUCGCUGCUUCUAUCUCCACGGCUUCAGCAACUGAAGGCGUGUGAUGAGCGGAUGAGCAGCACCAGUACCUUGCUACAACCCACCUCCUCCUGCUCUUCCUCUUCUUCCUGCACUGCCGUGGAAGAUGGUGCGGAUGCAACAAGUCAACCGACGACACCGACAAGCCGGAAAAGGCGUUCGUCUAGAACGAGUUUCGAUUGCAUCUCGCAGAUACAGACGGAUGGCGGUGGUGGAUUGGGGCCUCGAACACCGAAAAGUCGACGAAAUUCCGUUGGCGUCAGCAACGGUGGCAGUGCGAGCAUAACCGUUGGCAUGCAACCGACGACACCCGAAGCGACGGUGUCCAUUAGGCGAUAUUUUACCGUCACUACCACCCCUACCAGCCGGAUGAACGUGCAAACGUCGCAUUGAAGACCGGCCGGUCGAUGUGUUCCAUGGGAUGCAAUUUUCUUUGUAUUGAUGAAUUCAAAGGGAUCACCAAAAAAGCAGGAUUUUGAAUUAGGUUAAAGUUAAGACAAAACACAAGAGCACACCGCCAUACGGGAUUUCAUUUAUGCUUCUUUACUUUUUAUUAAGCGAACCAUUCACCCAUGCUCUUACUCUAUCUCCUGCGAGUUUGAAUCGCAAUGAAGUGCACUUUGAAAGCGUUAGCAUUUAGUGGUUUUAGUACGGCAAAAAAGGGGGGGUAGUGGAUAGGAGGGCUAGGAACAGCGCUGUUCCCAAAGAUGCCCCUCGCCAACAUUUAGCUAACGGUAUGACGCUCAGGAUGUCUAGGUGAUAACCAACAUGAUUACACAGUGAGUGAAAAGGAGGGGUUUGCGGACAAAAGAAAUAGAAAUAAAAAUACACUUUAUGCUUCCUUGUUUGACAAAAUGAAAAAGAA